This is a messenger RNA of Gymnogyps californianus (California condor), 1636 nucleotides long. RefSeq names its product tyrosylprotein sulfotransferase 2 (gene TPST2). The coding region runs from base 136 to 1251 and encodes 371 amino acids. The record is from RefSeq and is a predicted model, not a curated record. Gene Ontology annotation, molecular function: protein-tyrosine sulfotransferase activity. Lineage: Eukaryota; Metazoa; Chordata; Aves; Accipitriformes; Cathartidae. Gene Ontology annotation, cellular component: Golgi apparatus. The transcript is spliced from 6 exons. Gene Ontology annotation, biological process: peptidyl-tyrosine sulfation.
UCGCGGCCGCCUGUGUUUCAGCAUGAAGCUUGGCUAGCAGCAAAAUGAACUUACCGGGGGAAGAUGCCCGUCGGGUUGAACACUUGCUAGCUGAAAGCUGAAGCGUGGCCACCAGCCUGUGGGGAGGAGAACAGGAUGCGGGUCACCAUGAGGAGGGUGUUGCUGGUGGUGGGCUCGGUGGUCGCCCUGAUGGUGACUCUGCACCUCGGCCAGCAGGUCCUGGAGUGCCAGCAGGUCCUGAGCGAGAGGAGACACAGGCUGAUGAGACCCGAGAACGAGGAGCUGGUCAUGGUGGACUCCAACCACGUCGAGUACCGUUACAGCAAGGAGAUGCCCCUGAUAUUCAUUGGCGGGGUCCCGCGGAGCGGCACGACGCUGAUGAGGGCCAUGCUCGAUGCCCACCCUGAGGUGCGCUGCGGAGAGGAGACCCGCAUCAUCCCCCGCGUGCUGGCGAUGCGGCAGGCCUGGUCCAAAUCGGGGCGAGAGAAGAUGCGCCUGGACGAAGCGGGGGUGACGGACCAAGUUUUGGACGCCGCUAUGCAGGCCUUUAUACUGGAAGUGAUCGCCAAGCACGGCGAGCCAGCCAGGUAUUUGUGUAACAAGGACCCCUUCACGCUGAAGUCCUCUGUCUACCUGUCCAGGCUGUUCCCCAAUUCCAAAUUCCUCCUGAUGGUUCGAGACGGCCGGGCUUCGGUCCACUCCAUGAUCACGCGGAAAGUGACGAUCGCGGGCUUCGACCUGAACAGCUACCGAGACUGCCUGACCAAGUGGAACAAAGCCAUCGAGGUGAUGUACUCCCAGUGCUUGGAGAUCGGGCGGUCCCGGUGCUUGCCCGUCUACUACGAGCAGCUGGUGCUGCACCCCGAGCAGUCCAUGCACGCCAUCAUGAAGUUCCUGGGCAUCUCCUGGAGCGACACGGUGCUGCACCACGAGGAGCUGAUAGGGAAGCCCGGCGGGGUGUCGCUUUCCAAGAUAGAAAGAUCAACAGACCAGGUUAUCAAGCCGGUGAACAUGGAGGCAUUAUCUAAAUGGAUCGGGCACAUCCCAGGGGAUGUGCUGCAGGACAUGGCCCACAUCGCACCGAUGCUCGCCAGGCUCGGCUACGACCCCUACGCCAACCCACCCAACUACGGCCACCCCGACCCCUUAGUUGUCAACAACACGCACAGAGUUUUAAAGGGGGAUUAUAAAACGCCAGCCAAUUUGAAAGGUCAUCUGCAGGUGACUCAGAACACAUCAUCUUCUCACUAAGAAAAUUAAUGAUUUCCAGAACGCUGCAAAUGGCCUUUUGUGGUCCAACAAAGAAGAGUUUGCAAUGGCACCAAGUGGAAAUCGGUUAUCCAAGCAUAUUGCUUGCUUAAUACUAUUGCCAAAAGGACUGCUAUACGAGGAACGUAUUUGCAUUUAUGUGCAAAGGCCAGACGCUCUACGCGUCGCAGGCCCGUCGGUCCGCCUUCUCCGAGCGCUCCGUGGGGAAAGCAUCUGUGGAAAAAUUCACGCUCGGCGGCGGCGGCGAUGGCGUGCGUCGGGAAGAGCUCGCGUGUGCCGUGGCCGGAGGACUCGUUAAAUCGCGUUUAAAUGUCUCGUAACGCCGUUCUCUAAUUCGCGGGUCAGAAAUAGGUGUCCUCACCUUGUA